AUGCAGAAAUUGCUACUUAUUUCCGGCCUUUGCUGCCUCAUCGGGGCCGGUCUGGCCACGUACAUACGGGCUGCCCCGCAGGUGCAGCGAAACUUUGUGCCACGGAACUCGACCGGCGACCGUGGGCGUUGCCAGGGACAGGCGGAUGGUGUACUGUUUCCCUCGGUGAACUGUUCCAGCUUCAUUAGCUGCACCGGUGGCCAGGAGGUUGAGAUCGCGUGCGCACCGGACGGCACGCUGUACGACUACGAGCGCGAAGUGUGCGAUCACCCGGAGUUCGUGACCUGCUGGACGGAGGAGAACCGCUGCACGGGGAUGGCCAAUGGAACCCUCAUCCCGGCCACGAACUGUUCCAACUUUAUCAUCUGCAUGAACGAGCUGGAGAACGAGGAAGUGACGUGUGCUCCGGCCGGCACGCUGUUCGAUUAUCAGCGUGAGGUUUGCGAUCAUCCCGAGAAUGUGCAGUGCUACGAGGGUGGAGCGUGUGCUGGGCGUCCCGAUGGUUCCCUGGCCCCGUCUCGCAACUGCAGCAACUUCUUCCGCUGUGAGAACGAAGACAUUGCCGAGGAGAUCACCUGCCAGCCGCACGGUACGCUGUUCGAUGCGGAGCGUGAAGUUUGCGAUCAUCCGGAGAAUGUCGUGUGCCUUGAGACAAGCCCACCGAGCAACAGUACCGAUGGACCACCGACGACGACCGUUGAGCCGACGCGCCCACCACUCGAUCCGAGCGUACCGACGGAUCUGUGCCGCGGAGUGACGAUCGGUAUGCUGGAGCACCCCACUGACUGUACCCGGUACGUGAUCUGUGUGCUGGGCCAGCCGAACGUGCAGCAGUGUCCCGACAACUUUAUCUUCAUCGCCGAGCUGGCCGUCUGCGGAUUCGGUGAUCCCGUGACCUGCGAACCCAGCACGACGUGGAUCGAUGUUUACCAGCGUGUGACCUCAUACGUACGCUAA
Molecule: messenger RNA, 957 nt
Organism: Anopheles aquasalis
Lineage: Eukaryota; Metazoa; Arthropoda; Insecta; Diptera; Culicidae
Product: chitin-binding domain protein cbd-1-like
Cellular component (GO): extracellular region
Molecular function (GO): chitin binding
Source: RefSeq, a predicted model, not a curated record